ACUUGCUUGUCUUCCACUUGCAGUCCUUCGUGCACGCGUUUAUCUCCCUUCUACUCAAAAAUGUCGCAGACCGAGCAAUUCGGAUUCCAGGCUGAGAUCUCCCAGCUUCUCGACCUUAUCAUCAACACCUUCUACUCCAACAAGGAGAUCUUCCUUCGCGAGAUCAUCUCGAACGCCUCCGAUGCUCUUGACAAAAUCCGCUAUGCUUCCCUCACCGACCCUUCUGUGCUCGACACUGAACGGGAGCUCUACAUUCGCAUAACCCCCGACAAGGAGAACAAGAUUCUGUCCGUGAGGGACACCGGUAUCGGUAUGACGAAGGCAGAUCUUAUCAACAACCUUGGUACGAUCGCCAAGUCUGGUACCAAGGGUUUCAUGGAGGCGCUCAGCUCUGGUGCCGAUAUCUCCAUGAUUGGCCAGUUCGGUGUUGGUUUCUACUCAGCGUAUCUCGUCGCCGAGCGUGUGCAGGUCAUCACCAAGCACAACGAUGACGAGCAGUACAUCUGGGAGUCCGCAGCUGGCGGUACCUUCACCGUCACUCUGGACACCGUCAACCCUCCUCUUGGUCGGGGUACCGAGAUCCGCAUGUACCUGAAGGAGGACCAGCUUGAGUACCUUGAGGAGAAGAAGAUCAAGGAGAUCGUUAAGAAGCACUCCGAGUUCAUCUCGUACCCUAUCCAGCUUGCUGUGACCAAGGAGGUUGAGAAGGAGGUCGAGGACGACGAGGCUGAGGAGACUAAGGAGGGCGAGGAGAAGCCCAAAAUUGAGGAGGUCGAGGACGAGGAGACUAAGAAGAAGAAGACGAAGAAGAUCAAGGAGAAGGAAGUGUCGAACGAGGAGCUCAACAAGACGAAGCCCAUUUGGACGCGUAACCCUCAGGACAUCACGAACGAGGAGUAUGCGGCGUUCUACAAGAGCUUGACGAACGACUGGGAGGAGCACCUCGCUGUCAAGCACUUCUCUGUCGAGGGUCAGCUUGAGUUCAAGGCAAUCCUCUUCAUCCCCAAGAGGGCGCCCUUCGAUCUCUUUGAGACGAAGAAGAAGCGUAACAACAUCAAGCUCUAUGUCCGCCGCGUGUUCAUCAUGGACGACUGCGAGGAACUCAUUCCUGAGUACCUCAACUUCGUAAAGGGUAUCGUCGACUCGGAGGACCUACCUCUGAACAUCUCUCGUGAGACGCUCCAGCAGAACAAGAUCCUCAAGGUCAUUCGCAAGAAUAUCGUCAAGAAGUGCCUUGACCUCAUCUCGGAGAUUGCAGAGGACAAGGACAACUUCCAGAAGUUCUAUGAGGCGUUCGGCAAGAACAUCAAGCUCGGUAUUCACGAGGAUGCCCAGAACCGCAGCAAGCUUGCUGAGUUCCUGCGCUUCUACUCGACGAAGUCCCUGGACGAGAUGACCUCCCUGAAGGACUACAUCACUCGCAUGCCCGAGAUUCAGAAGACCAUCUACUACCUAACCGGCGAGUCAUUAUCGUCUGUGAAGGACUCGCCCUUCUUGGAGGUCCUGAAGAAGAAGGGCUUCGAGGUCCUGCUCCUCGUCGACCCCAUUGACGAGUACGCGAUUACGCAGCUGAAGGAGUUCGACGGCAAGAAGCUGGUUUGCGUGUCGAAGGAGGGUCUCGAGCUCGAGGAGACUGAGGAGGAGAAGAAGGCGCGUGAGGAGGAGGAGAAGCAGUUCAACGACCUCUGCAGUGCCGUCAAGGAGGCGCUCGGCGACAAGGUCGAGAAGGUCGUCGUCUCCAACCGUAUCUCCGACUCUCCUUGCGUCCUGGUUACCGGUCAGUUCGGCUGGUCGGCGAACAUGGAGCGUAUUAUGAAGGCGCAAGCACUUCGUGACUCGUCUAUGUCGUCGUACAUGGCGUCGAAGAAGACUUUGGAGCUCAACCCGAAGAACCCCAUCAUCAAGGAGUUGAAGAACAAGGUCGCCCAGGACAAGGCUGACAAGUCUGUACGGGACCUGACGUACCUUCUCUUCGAGACUGCCCUCCUCACUUCUGGUUUCUCGUUGGACGACCCGACGUCGUUCGCCAAGCGUAUCCAUCGUAUGAUUGCCCUUGGUCUCGACGUCGACGAAGACGAGGAGUCAGCACCCGCACCUUCGACAUCUGAGGAUGUUCCCCCGCCAUUGGAGGGCGCAUCGACGUCCGCCAUGGAGGAGAUUGAUUAGAUCGUUGUUGUCGUCGUGUCUGAUGUGUUGUCCUUUGCUUUCUUUUGUUCAUGUACUUUGGUCUCCGGUUCAUCAUGUAGCAUUUACCAUCUACGCAUCUGCACUAAUGCAAAACGAGCAAUCAAUCCAAUUCACUAUGGCA
Molecule: messenger RNA, 2308 nt
Organism: Gloeophyllum trabeum ATCC 11539
Lineage: Eukaryota; Fungi; Basidiomycota; Agaricomycetes; Gloeophyllales; Gloeophyllaceae
Product: HSP90-domain-containing protein
Exons: 7
Coding region: 61-2166 (701 amino acids)
Biological process (GO): protein folding; protein stabilization; cellular response to heat
Cellular component (GO): protein-containing complex; cytosol; perinuclear region of cytoplasm
Molecular function (GO): ATP hydrolysis activity; ATP-dependent protein folding chaperone; ATP binding
Source: RefSeq, a predicted model, not a curated record